CGUUUUUAACGUGCGUGACGUCGCUUCCUUCCAACAUGGCGCAGCUAGGCAGGUUGCUAAUGGCAAUCUGAGGGAUUUACCCCACCUUCUGUCUUUAUUUAUGUCUGUAUGUUAGGGCCACUGCCGCUGUCCUCUCGAAUAGAACACAUCGGUCUGGAACGGCUGCUGCCCUUGGGACAGGUACUACUCCUCGCCCCAAUUCCGGCGCGCCAUGUAUGAAGGCAAAAAGACGAAAAACAUGUUUUUAACCAGAGCUUUGGAGAAGAUCCUGGCCGACAAAGAGGUUAAAAAGGCUCACCAUUCGCAAUUGCGAAAAGCCUGCGAGGUGGCACUCGAGGAAAUAAAGGAAGAGUCUGAAAAAUUAAGUCCUCCUCCAGACAGCAAAUCAGAUUCUAGCACUCUUCCGCCAAUCAAAUCAAAGACCAGCUUCGUCGAGGCCGACAAGUACUUCCUGCCGUUUGAGUUGGCAUGUCAGUCCAAAUGUCCCCGCAUCGUCAUCACCUCACUAGACUGUUUACAGAAGCUGAUAGCGUACGGCCACCUGACAGGCAGCGGUCCAGACAGCGCGGCCCCGGGCAAGAAGCUCAUCGACAGAAUCAUCGAGACCAUCUGCGGCUGCUUCCAGGGACCACAGACAGAUGAGGGGGUGCAGCUACAGAUCAUUAAGGCCCUGUUGACGGCGGUGACCUCCCAGCACAUAGAGAUUCACGAGGGCACGGUGCUGCAGGCGGUCAGGACCUGCUACAACAUCUACCUAGCCAGCAAGAACCUCAUCAACCAGACCACAGCCAAGGCCACACUCACUCAGAUGCUCAACGUCAUCUUCGCCCGCAUGGAGAACCAGGCACUUACAAAUCACAAGAUAUCUUGGUCUCUGGCUUCCAGAAAACGUGACCGCCAGCUCCAAGAGGCCAAGCAGAUGGAGAGGGAGAAGCACCGGCAGCACUCUCCAGUCACCCAGCAACAGGAACAGGAACAAGACUCGCCCCAGCUCCAGCAGCACACCUAUCCCACAGCCAAGGGCCCCCCUCGGGAGGCCAACGGCCCCACCACCCCCUCUACACCCACGCCCACCUCCACCCCCUCCACUCCCUCCACAUCUAUACCUGCCCCGGCCCCUAAGGGCAGCACGGCUGGGGCAGGGGACCCGCAAGAGGGCCAGGGGGCCACGGAGGAGAGCCAGGGGGCCACAGAGGAGGAGCAGGCAUUGCAGGAGGAACCGGGGACGGUUUAUGAGAGCACGAACCCAGAGAAUGGCUCUGAGUUCAGCACAGCAGAGAACCACCAGACAGAGGCAGACCAGCCCACAGGGUUGGGGGCCGCUCAGCAUGAUCAGGAAGCAGUAGAGGAGGGGGAGGAGCCUAACUAUGAGGAGAAAUCCCAGGAGAUCAUCCAGAGCAUCCUACAAGAGGUCGUCAACACUGUUGUUGGAGAUGCCAUGGAGUCCGCUGGUGAGACCGAGCUGCCCACAGAGGUCACGGAACCUGCUAAGGUCAUCAAUGAGGUCAUCACCAAGGCAACAGCGAUCACAGAGAUGGUAGAAGACGAGGGGGACAGCGAGAACGUCCACGCCAAUGGAAUCCCCGGCACGCCCAUCUCUGCCAGCUUCCCACCGUCGCUGCCCGAUGACAGGCUGUCUGUCUCCUCUAAUGAUACACAGGAGUCGGGAGCGACCACAGGCCCAGUACCAGGUGCGAAGUUCUCCCACAUUCUCCAGAAGGAUGCCUUCCUAGUGUUUAGAUCGCUCUGCAAGCUGUCCAUGAAGCCUCUGUCAGAUGGUCCCCCAGACCCAAAGUCCCACGAGCUGCGCUCCAAGGUACUGUCCCUCCAGCUGCUCCUGUCCAUACUGCAGAAUGCUGGGCCCAUCUUCAAGACCAACGAGAUGUUCAUCAACGCCAUCAAGCAGUACCUGUGUGUGGCACUGUCUAAGAACGGUGUCUCCUCUGUCCCUGAAGUCUUUGAGCUCUCGCUCUCCAUCUUCCUCACUCUCCUCUCCCACUUCAAGACCCACCUCAAGAUGCAGAUCGAGGUGUUCUUCAAGGAGAUUUUCCUGUAUAUUCUGGAGACUUCAACAAGCUCCUACGACCAUAAAUGGAUGGUUAUACAGACCCUAACCAGAAUAUGUGCAGAUGCCCAGGGUGUGGUGGAUAUCUAUGUGAAUUAUGAUUGUGACUUGAAUGCUGCUAAUAUCUUUGAGAGGCUGGUGAAUGACCUGUCGAAGAUUGCACAGGGCCGGGCAGGCCACGAGCUCGGCACAACACCACUCCAGGAGUUGACCCUGAGGAAGAAAGGCCUGGAGUGUCUGGUGUCCAUCUUGAAGUGUAUGGUGGAGUGGAGUAAGGACCAGUAUGUCAACCCCAACUCCCAGACCAGUCUUGGAAGAGCAGGUCAGGAGAAGCCCUCGGAGCAGGAGACCAAUGAGACGAAGGCCCCGGAGACCAUCAACCAAUACGGAAGCAUCAACUCGCUGGACUCCACAGCCUCAUCUGGCAUCGGGAGCUACAGUACACAGAUGUCAGGGACAGACAACCCCGAGCAGUUUGAGGUUCUCAAACAACAGAAGGAGAUCAUCGAGCAGGGCAUUGACCUGUUCAACAAGAAACCAAAGAGGGGCAUCCAGUACCUCCAGGAGCAAGGUAUGCUGGGAACCACCCCGGAGGACCUCGCUCAGUUCCUGCACCAGGAGGAGAGGCUGGACUCGACUCAGGUGGGUGAGUUCCUGGGGGACAAUGAUCGCUUCAAUAAAGAGGUCAUGUAUGCCUAUGUGGACCAGAUGGACUUCCAGGGCAAAGACUUUGUCUACGCUCUCAGAACAUUCCUCGAGGGCUUCCGUCUCCCGGGAGAGGCUCAGAAGAUCGACAGGCUCAUGGAGAAAUUUGCUGCUAGAUAUCUAGAAUGCAAUCAGGGGCAAACUGAGUUUGCAAGUGCAGACACUGCGUACGUCCUUGCCUACUCAAUCAUUAUGUUGACAACAGACCUUCAUAGUCCGCAGGUGAAGAACAAGAUGACUAAAGAACAAUACAUCAAGAUGAACAGAGGGAUCAACGACAGCAAGGAUCUACCGGAGGAGUAUCUGUCGGCCAUCUACGACGAGAUCGCAGGGAAGAAGAUCGCUAUGAAGGGGACCAAGGAAAUGACUCUGAAAUCCAACAAGCACAGUGUGGCCAGUGAGAAGCAGCGGCGGCUACUGUAUAACGUAGAGAUGGAGCAGAUGGCUAAGACAGCCAAGGCCCUGAUGGAGGCUGUCAGUCACGUCCAGGCUCCUUUCACCAGCGCCACACACCUGGAGCAUGUCAGACCCAUGUUCAAGCUGGCCUGGACCCCGUUCCUAGCAGCCUUCAGUGUGGGCCUCCAGGACUGUGACGACACCGAGGUGGCUUUUCUCUGUCUGGAGGGAAUACGCUUUGCCAUCCGGAUAGCCUGCAUCUUCACCAUACAGCUUGAGCGGGAUGCGUACAUCCAGGCCCUGGCACGGUUCACCCUGCUCACAGCCAGCUCUGGCAUCACUGAGAUGAAGCAGAAGAAUAUCGACACCAUCAAGACUCUCAUCACCGUCGCCCACACAGACGGAAACUACCUGGGCAACUCCUGGCACGAGAUAAUGAAGUGCAUCAGUCAGUUGGAGCUGGCCCAGCUGAUCGGGACGGGGGUGAAGGCCAGGUACAUCUCAGGGACGGUUCGGGGGAAAGAGGGCUUCAUCAGCAGCACCAAGGAGCAGAGCAACGAUGAAUACCUGGGCCUGGCAGGUGGGACAGUAGACCGGAAGCAGAUCCUCAGUAUCCAGGAGUCCAUAGGAGAGACCAGCUCCCAGAGUGUGGUGGUGGCUGUGGACAGAAUAUUCACAGGUUCUACCAGACUGGAUGGUAAUGCAAUUGUGGACUUUGUGCGCUGGUUGUGUGCUGUGUCUAUGGAUGAGCUGGCCUCGCCCACACACCCCCGCAUGUUCAGCCUGCAGAAGAUAGUGGAGAUCUCCUACUACAACAUGGGACGUAUCAGACUGCAGUGGUCCAGGAUCUGGGAGGUCAUUGGAGACCACUUCAACAAGGUUGGAUGUAACCCCAACGAGGACGUGGCCAUCUUUGCCGUGGAUUCUCUCCGGCAGCUGUCCAUGAAGUUUCUAGAGAAGGGAGAGCUGGCGAACUUCAGAUUCCAGAAGGACUUUCUGAGGCCUUUCGAGCACAUCAUGAAAAAGAACAGAUCGCCAACGAUCAGGGACAUGGUGGUGCGCUGUAUCGCCCAGAUGGUCAACUCACAGGCGGGGAACAUCCGGUCGGGCUGGAAGAACAUCUUCUCAGUGUUCCACCUGGCUGCCUCGGACCAGGAUGAGAGCAUCGUAGAGCUGGCCUUCCAGACGACGGGCCACAUCAGCAUGAAUGUAUUUGAGAAGCACUUCCCAGCCACCAUAGACUCGUUCCAGGAUGCAGUCAAGUGUCUGUCUGAGUUCGCCUGCAAUGCCUCCUUCCCCGACACCAGCAUGGAGGCCAUCCGUCUCAUCCGCCACUGCGCCAAAUACGUCUCUGACAGGCCCCAGGCAUUCAAAGACUACACCAGUGAUGACAUGAAUGUAGUCCCAGAGGACCGGGUGUGGGUGAGGGGGUGGUUCCCCAUCCUCUUUGAGCUGUCCUGCAUCAUCAACAGGUGCAAACUGGACGUCAGAACCAGGGGUCUGACGGUGAUGUUUGAGGUGAUGAAGACCUAUGGACACACCUUUGAGAAGCACUGGUGGCAGGAUCUGUUCAGGAUCGUCUUCAGGAUCUUUGACAACAUGAAGCUGCCUGAGCAGCAAACUGAGAAAGCAGAGUGGAUGACGACGACCUGUAACCACGCACUUUACGCCAUCUCUGACGUGUUCACGCAGUACUUUGAGACUCUCAGUGACGUUCUGCUGGAUGACAUCCUGUCCCAACUGUACUGGUGUGUUCAGCAAGAUAAUGAGCAGUUGGCUCGGUCAGGCACCAACUGUCUGGAGAACGUGGUCAUCCUGAAUGGAGAGAAGUUUACUCCGGAGACCUGGGACAAGACCUGUAACUGCAUGCUGGACAUCUUCAAGACCACCAUCCCACACGCACUGUUGACAUGGAGACUAGCAGGAGCAGAGGGAGAUCCCAUGACACCACAGGAUGUAUCAGACAAACAGCUGGAUUCAAUUUCCCAGAAGUCAGUGGACAUCCAGUCCCGUUCCGAGGACCAGCGUUCCAUCAACAGUGCGGAGAGGGUUGCCAUGGAGACCCGGCGGCAGGGUCAGUACAGCGCAGGCAUGUGUGAGGACAGCCCCAGAACCCGGACUCCAGCAAAGAUCCAGGAGCAGACGUUAUUCUCAGGCUUGCUCAUUAAGUGUGUAGUGCAGUUGGAGCUGAUCCAGACCAUAGACAACAUGGUCUUCUUCCCUGCAACCAGCAGGAAGGAGGAUGCUGAGAACCUCGCUGCUGCACAGAGAGAUGCUCUGGACGCGGCAGACGUCCGUGUCGAGACUCAGGACCAAGGAAUGUACCGCUACCUGACCUCAGAACAGCUGUUUAAGUUGCUGGACUGCCUGUUGGAGUCCCACCGCUUCGCCAAGGCCUUCAACUCUAGCAACGAGCAGAGGACCACUCUAUGGAAGGCAGGUUUUAAAGGGAAGUCAAAGCCCAAUCUGCUGAAGCAGGAGACCAGCAGUCUGGCGUGUGGCCUGAGGAUCCUGUUCCGGAUGUACACUGAUGACAGCCGUCAGACUGCCUGGGAGGAAGUCCAGAGACAGCUGCUUAAUGUGUGCAGUGAGGCAGUAGCCUACUUCCUGACUCUAACAUCAGAGAGCCACAGAGAAGCCUGGACCAACCUGCUGCUCCUCUUCCUCACCAAGGUCCUGAAGAUCAGUGACGACAGGUUCAAGGCCCAUGCGUCCAGGUACUACCCUCUGCUGUGUGAGAUCAUGCAGGUUGAUCUAAUCCCAGAACUGCGGGCCGUGCUACGGAAGUUCUACCUACGCAUCGGCAUCGUGUUCCAGAUCGCCCAGCUGCCUGGACCACCUGCAGAACCAGAACCAGAGCUGGAAGUUGAGGUGGAGAGGGGGGAGGUGGCUGGAGAGGAAGCCCAGUGAUGGUGCACGUGUAGCGGGCUGGCUGCGAGACCUCUGACUAGGGAAGCCUGGAGUUCUGGAAGUCCUCCUCCCUUCUUGCCUUGGGUUUGUCUACCAACCCUUUAGAACUAUGGUCUCCCAUCCCCCAGGGUACUAUGAAGGGUACAUCUGACCAGACUUCACCCUUCUGGAUUUGGCAGUUACCCAGAAUCCACAACUAACGGUACAGGAAACUCCAAGGUGUCUCUACUGUGAACCUGACUGGUCAUGUGACAGAAAAUGCCAACUCCCAUACACACUACAUGGCUAAAAGUAUGUGGACAAGUGCUCGUCUAACAUGUCAUUCCAAAAUCAUGGGCAUUUAUAUGGAGUUGGUCCCCCCUUUGCUGCUAUAACAGCCUCCACUCUUCUGGGAAGACUUUCCACUAGAUUUUGGAACAUUGUUUUAGAGACUUUCUUCCAUUCAGCCACAAGAGCAUUGGUGAGGUUGGGCACUGAUAUUGGGUGACUAGGCCUGACUCGCAGUCAGCAUUCCAAUUCAUCCUUAAGGUGUUUGAUGGGGUUGAGGUCAGGGCUCUGUGCAGGCCAGUCAAGUUCUUCCACAACGAUCUCGACAAACCAUUUCUGUAUGGAUCUCACUUUGUGCA
Molecule: messenger RNA, 6702 nt
Organism: Oncorhynchus gorbuscha (pink salmon)
Lineage: Eukaryota; Metazoa; Chordata; Actinopteri; Salmoniformes; Salmonidae
Product: brefeldin A-inhibited guanine nucleotide-exchange protein 1-like
Exons: 40
Coding region: 212-6076 (1954 amino acids)
Biological process (GO): regulation of ARF protein signal transduction
Molecular function (GO): guanyl-nucleotide exchange factor activity
Source: RefSeq, a predicted model, not a curated record